Molecule: messenger RNA, 8333 nt
Organism: Pelobates cultripes (western spadefoot toad)
Lineage: Eukaryota; Metazoa; Chordata; Amphibia; Anura; Pelobatidae
Source: the annotation of a GenBank genome assembly
AUGAAGAAUUCAGCUUUGCGCCAGAGGAAAGGAAAAGUUGCGAUGGGUACAGAGACAGGCAAAAAACACCCUGCAGGUUGGCAUCGCUGGGAGGUGAGCAGAAGACUCUAAUGUCUGUGGGACCUUAGAUUGUCAGCUCAUUAUGUUACCUAUUUUGAUGAAGGAACUGUUAUGGCAGUUUAUUCCCUAAACAGCAAAUAAAACAAAAGCCAAAAUGCCAACUUUAGGCCAAAAUAUUCAAUUUGCAGGGAAUUCAAAGAUAAUUUAAAUGUUUAGGCCAAAAAUAACCUAAUUCAAAAUAUAGUUCAAUUUGAGUAUUUUUUAAUUUUGUCUUUUUUAGACUAAAAUGUAAAAUUCUCUGGUGAAUUACAGACAAGUCAAUGGUUUAGUAAGUAACUCUGUUGUUCACUGAAUUGGCUGUUGUGCAGAAUCAACAAGUGAGCUGAAUAUGAUAUAAUAAUAGCAGAAUUAAACAAAUUCUCUUUUUGGCCUAAAUUUAAAGAAAUAUGUAUCUCUUUGCAAUAUUCCACAGAUCUGAGCUUAGAGAAUAUUCCUGACCAAUCCUGAGCAUCUUUGUGAGUUGUGCUGGCUCUGUUUUUGCAUCUUUUUUGUUUCAAUGUUAUAAAGAUCAAGGGAUACUAGACCACAGAAUGAUUCUACAGGAGCUUAAAAAACAAUAUUUCAUUGAAUGCCUCCUACAGCAUAAUUGAGUCUACAUUUUGCAGGGUAGCCCUUUUCAUGUAACGUCCUCCAACAUGUAGUGUUGAUGUUGGUCCAGGAAAUUCUGUGUGAGCUGAACAUGAAAAUUAGUAUAACAUAGACAAUGCCAUCGAAGGGGCUUCUGCAACAGCAAGAAUGGAUAAUUGGAAAAAUAAGCUGUUAGUACUGUAAAGACAGAGCGGGUUUAAAAUCUAUUCUAAAAAUGUUACACAGCAGCCAAAUAAGCAGUAUUAUAUUAGGACUGUCGUGGCAACACAGGGCUGUUGGCAUGUGUUAAAGAAUUUACUUAUUUUGUGUUCUGGAAGGAGCGAAUCAGAUCUUUUAUCCAGCUGUGUUUCUAGGUAACGGACGGAAGUCUGUAGAACACAGCCAGCUGUGGACUGUGGCUCCCAUGGUGCUCAGCCAAUCCAUUAAUCUUGUUCACAGUGCCCCGAAAAUGUGACAGCUCCCUCUCUCCUCUCUCGCAGAUCAUGACCGUCUGCAGCUCUCUCUUCCUGUUGCUUUACAUCUGGAUUUAUUACGAGAAUUUCCAUUUCCACGUCACUCACUUCUACGCCCAGCUGGGAUAUCCAAGCGCUCAGCACCUUGUGGGGCAGCGAUACUUGAGAGGUAUAAAAAAAUAUAAAUUAAAAUCUACCAGUAAAUGCGACAUGACCAGAAAGAAACUGUCUGCAAAAUUCUUAAAAUAACGUAAUUUAACAUAGAUUAACAUAGAUUUUUCACCACAGAGCCUAAAAUCUAUUUGAAACAGGGUCCAUAGCCUAACUGAGAAAAAAAACAGCAAUUUUAAAUACAGAUUGCAGAACACAAAAAAAAAAAAAAAAAACACACACAAUUUUUCAUUCCUCUUUUACAAAACUAAAUGAGGGAAUCAAAUGUAGAGAAUAAAUGGAAUUUAUAAGUGGACUGGGAUUCUAACCUAGUGGUCACUUUUUCAUAAGAGUGACCUUUCUCAGUUAUUAUUUCUAUUCAUAAAUGGAAUUCUGAUUUCUGAAUAGAAGCAAAAAUAACUUAUUUUAUUACAUACAGUAAAUGAGACCAAAAAAAAGAUCAUUAAAAUGACCAAAUAUCCCGCCUAUGGGUGUUUAUAAUGAACCAGCCGAUAUUCCCUAACAUGCAAUCAGAAUGUAAACAUGAAUUAUUUAUGAGAGCAAACAGUCCUCAUACACUAUGUACAGUAAGGUAACCAACGCCAAGAAUCUGAGCUUUACAGAGCUUCACAUUCUGCAGUCACAGCCUGAAAAAAAGUCCUGUAGCGACGUCCCAUUCUCUGCCUAAUUCCUGGAGGCCUUAUUACAACCCCCUGCUUUGACCUGUAGAGGCUACUGUUGAGUCUGGGAUUGUGAAUGGCAUUUACAGUCUCUCUGCAGAGACGCAGGGUGGAUUGAUUAAAGAAGCGAUUAUAGGCCACGUUUUAUUUUGUAUUGUUUUGUACAGGCGUUGGCACGUGUAUUCAUAGCAUUGACAGUGAUGGGGUUUAGUGACAUACUGAUUUACACAAUAACAUUGUUCGGAUUUUCUUUGUGUGUAGGAGUUGGGGUCCGCAGGAAUCCAGAUCUUGCCGCACACUGGUUCAGGUGAGCUGGGCCUUUCAUUUUGGAUUUGGCACUGAUGUUACUAGAUUGACUGGUUUGCCCAAGGCUUGUUCCCCAUCAUGGACCUGACCGCCGUACUGGCUGAACAUUUUCUAUCUUAUUAUUUCUUUGUAAAUUGUUUUAUAGGUUUGGAAGAAUAGGGCAGAGCUUGGCAUGCUGUGUUCCUUGAUUAUUCAGUUAAAAUAUUAGAGUUUUUAAAGUUCACUCGGUCCCUUUUUUAAUUCUUCAGACGCCCAGAAAUGCAGGUUGUACAGCUCUGGCUGACUCAAAUAUUUCCCCUCACAUGUAGGGGGAGUUUCUGUAUUUUAAGUUGUUUUUGUAUUACACAGCCAAUGCCAUGUCACCUGAUGUAGUUGAUUAGGAGUCUUCAGUGUGGUAGUGGAUACAUAGGGCAUGGUGCAGGAUACCAGAAGCCAGACCUCUGAACAGAACAGAGUAGGUCCUGAAAAGUGAGAUUUGUUCGGACUUCAAAAUCAAUUCAGAGGGUAUUUAAAUUUAAGGCCAAAGUAGCCAAGCUGAAACCACGGGGCCCCGGUGCAUACUUUAACCCACUGCCACCCCCCCAUACGUCUACAAUCCCACUCCCAUAUGUUCUCCCCACACACAUGCAGACACACACACACACACAUGUACAGAAAAACACACAUACAUACAUACAGACACACACACACAUACAAACACACACAUAAAUAAAGACACAUACAUACAUACAAACAAACACACACACACAAAGAGAGACACAUACAUACAGACACACAUACAGACAAGCACACACACAUACAUACAGAAACACAUACACACAUACAUGCAUAAACACACAUACAGACAGACACAUACAUACAAACACACAUACAUAUAUACAUACACAAACAGAAACAUACAUACACAUACAUACACACACACACAGACACAUACAUACAGACACACACACAGACAUACACACAUACAUACAUACAAACACACACAUAUACACACACAGACACAUACGUUACAGACAGACACACAUACACAUACAUACAGACACACAGACAGACAUACAAACACAUACACAUACAGAGAAACAUUCAUACAGACACACAAACACACACACACACAUACAUACAAACACACAUAUAUACAGACACAUACAAACACAUACAAUGUUUUAGUCACCCUCCUGUUUCCUACCUUAUAGGUGCAGGACGAUGACUUCCCUGAGGUCCCAGUGGUGGCUCAGCCUGAUGGGAGUCAGAGUUCCCACUCUGCCUCCCUCCUCUCCUUCCUCCCGCACGGCGCUGUGUGUAAGCUGAUAGAGGUGACUGGGGCAGUCACUUCCUCCAAGCUCUGAUGUCAUCACAGGGGGCCCGGUCACUCUGUUAAAGAGCCGCAGCCCCGCCCGGGCCCCCUGAUAAUUCAUUGCCAUCGGGUGGCCCUAACAGCAUGGGCCACCCAAUGGGCCCCUUCAAUACGGCCCCUGCAGUUAUACCACGUGGGCCGGGGCCGCGUUACAUAGCCGGCAGGCACCAUGGUCGCAGGGGUCCGCAGGGCGGCUGGGCCCCCUGGAGUGCCAGGCCCGGUCUUUCCUUUUCAGAAAGUUUACAUUGCUACCUAGUCGCACCUUUAAGUGCAGUCACUCAGACGGCCACUAGAGGUGCUUCCUAUCUCAAUGCUGCACAGUGUGAACGUUCCUUAUAGAGAUUCAAUGCGUCUCUAUGAGGAGGAGCUGAUUUGCACAGAGUUUUGCCGCGCAUGCACAAUAGCCUCUCAAUUCUUUCCUAUGGGAAAGCACUGUAUUGGCCGAGGACAUUAAGAAUGCUGAUCUCAGCCAUGGUGGUGGGACGGAGGGCGGCGAGUAAAUUCACCUUUCCUGGGCGAUUGGAGCAAGGCCGGCCACCUGAACAGCCACACCAGGUAACACUAUAGUGUCAGCAAUACACUACAUGUUUGUAAUCCUGACACUAUAGUGUUAAUUUAAGGAUAGGAAUAAACAGACAUAUACAAGAUCAGGUAGGGACACGUAGUGUUUAUUUAUGGCUGUGUAGGGACACUUAGUGUUUAUUUAAGAUGUUUAUUAACUAAAUGCUGAAUUGUACUGAUUUUAAAAAAUAUUAGGUGAAAAACUCCCGUUGUAAAUUUUGAGAAAUGCUACUUUAAGCCAGGUAACCUUAAACUGCUUUUUAUACUAGAUGUACAGGAGAAAGCUUUUGUUUGUAUCAGCAGCAGUAACAGAGUUGUUAAGUCUGUAUUUUCAUUUAAAGGGAUACAAUACACAUGAUAAUCACUUCAUCUCAUUGAUUGCCUGCAGUCCCAUGGCUCCGACUCACGGUUUAGUGUUAAACCAUUUUCAAAUAGUUUAACAUUGAAUUGGAGGUCACUAGCACCUGCGACCCAGACCCCCAUGCAGGUACAGCUAAGGCAAAGUUACACUCUAAGCUGUACAGAAAAUGAACUGCCUGGUCUCCCGUAGUAAUAUCCAAAAUGUUUAUUCUCCCCUUGGGGACAUUAAGAUUAUCCGUAGCUAAAUCCUUUGUUGCCAGAAGCCAAAUGCUGUAAAACAACAGGUAGAGUCACAAAAAAACUUAUGUCAACAUGUUUCAUAUUAAAGGACCACUAUAGUCACCCAGACCACUUCAGCUCAAUGAAGUGGUCUGGGUGCCAGGUCCCCCAGGUUUUAACCCUUUACAUGUAAACAUAGCAGUUUCAGAGAAACUGCUAUAUUUACAUUGCAGGGUUAAUCCAGCCUCUUGUGGCUGUCUUCCUGACAGCCGCUAGAAGCGCUUCUGCGACGCUGAAUGCGAAAAUCGCAUUCAGCGUGCAGAACGUCCAUAGGUAAGCAUUGAGAAAUGCUUUCCUAUGGACUGUUUGAAUACGCGCGCGGCUCUUGCUGCUCAUGCGCAUUGGGAGCUGAUGUCGGCGGGGGAGGAGAGUUCACCAGUGCCAAGGGAGCCUGGCGCUAGAUUAAGGUAAACUGCUGAAGGGCUUUUUAGCGGGAAGCGGGCCCUGAGGAUGGGGGGGACCUAAGGGUUAUAUAGUGUCAGGAACACGAGUUUGUUUUCCUGACACUAUAGUGAUCCUUUAACUUGUAAACAUUAGUUCUUUGCAUGCCUGUAUCUGUUGUUUUACAGAAUUUAGCUUCUGGCAACAAAGGAUUGUUUUCACUACAGAUGAUAUUAAUUUUCCUAAGGGGUGAAAAAAUAUUUCAAAUUUUAAUAUUGGAGUGACGGAGGUUUAUUUUCCUUACAGUUUGUAUUGCAACAUUGUUGGGAUUUACCACGGUUCGUGAACCGAGGCAGGUAUUUAAAUAUGGUAAUUGUUAAUAGCUUUAUUAUUAUUAUUUAUAAAGCGCCAACAAAUUCUGCAGCGCUGUACAAUGGGAUGUUAAUAAACACGGAAGUGGUGAUAUAUAGAAGUUAUUCACAUCUCGGGGUGGGGGGGGGAUUGCUCCUCAUGGCAUAUGAGGUUUGUGUUUAAAGUUACAGUGUGCCUUAUACCAGCCCACUGUCUUUCAUCACUGCUUGUGUUAAUGCAGAGACAAUAAACUGUGAGCCAGCAUUAGUGAACACCAGACACCAUAACCACUUCAAAGAGAAGAAUUGGAUUUGAUGCCUAGAGUGUUCUUUUAAGAUGGUCCUUUACUGUUACAGGAACAUUGCAGAGAGGCCAAACAAGUGUUUCUUUUUCCAUGUUUAUUAAUUAAUUUCAUGCAGUCCAUUACAGCCAGUGAAUGAGAAUGGGUUACAUGCGAUACAGUUAACAAUGGGUUACAUGGGCUAUUCAAGCAGUCUUAGCAAUAUUCUGCCUUACACAAUGUCGGUACAAUAUCACAUAAUCAUUAUUAUGUAAGGGGCACAAGACUGUCAUGAUCACAUUUUGGACCAGCACCUAAGUGUGGCUUCAGUGUCAUGACCUAUAGACUGUAAGCUCGUUUGAGCAGGGUCCUCUUCAACCUAUUGUUCCUGUAAGUUUUCUUGUAAUUGUCCUAUUUAUAGUUACAUCCCCCCUCUCAUAAUAUUGUAAAGCGCUACGGAAUCUGUUGGCGCUAUAUAAAUGGCAACAAUAGUAAUAAUAAUAAUGACUUAAAGAGACAUUUCGGAUUCCUAAAGCACUUCAAGGGACACUCCAGGCACCCAGACCACUUCUGCCCAUUGGAGUGGUCUGGGUGCCAACUCCCACUACCCUUAACCCUGCAAGUGUAAUUAUUGCAGUUUUCAAAAACUGCAAUAUUUACAUUGCAGGGUUAAGUCCUCCUCUAGUGGCUGCCUACUAGACAGCCACUAGAGGAGACUUCCGUGUUCAUAGAACAUGAAAAGUGGUUUAAAACGAUGCUGGACAUCCUCACGGUAUGUGAGGACCUCCAGCGUCGCCAAAAUCCCCAUAGGAAAGCAUUGAAAGCAUUAUUCAAUGCUUUCCUAUGGGGAGGUCUAAUGCGCGAAUUAGGUCUCCCCCGCUGACGGCCUCGCAUGCACAUUACGUCUCCCCUGCCGGCUGACGUCGGCAUGGGAGGAGCGUAGGCGGAGCCUGACCCAGCACCGAGGGACAUCGGCGCUGGACUCCAGUAAGUCACUGAAGGGGUUCUAACCCCUUCAGCAACUUGGGAUGGGGGGUGGGAGGUAGGGCACUAGAGGGUACUGCAGGGCAAGGAAAACGAAUAUGUUUUCCUGGCACUGGAGAAUCCCUUUCAGCUUGUUAAAUUAAUUUAUACGUGAAGAGUAUGUCCUCUUUUUCAUUUUACAGAAAGUGCUGUUUUAUCAAUUAGCCUUAUUAUAACCUCCCCCCCCAUGGUGGCUGUGAAUCAGAUAACCGGUCCUGUAACUUCCUGGUUGUUUAGCUCAGUGGAGAUACGUUCAAGAGGCAGCAACUGCUCAGAGCACCUGCCUUGCAAAGACUUUUUUCAUUGACCUACUUUGGGAAGUCUGUGAUUGGACAGCCACAGAAAGUCUGGGUGGGCUUAGAAGGGGAGGGUUUGUAAAGGCUGCAGACGAGGGAACUGCAGAUUUUGCAAGCUGUUUUAGAAAUAACCCCAAUGAAAACAAAUGCAUAAUUAAACACAUGCAUAUUUUAAUUUGGGGAACAACUACUAAACUGUGAAUUUUUUUAAUCUAUUUGUUUUCGAGUCAUGAAGUGUCCCUUGUUUUUGCCAAAUUGCACCUUAGAUGCAAAGGUCCAGGUCAUUAACAAUCUUCUUAUUAAUCUAUGUAUAGGAGAGUCUCCCAGAUCCUUAACGUUACAGUUUUUCAAUCAUGUCAAGAUCUUGGAGAGUCCCUUAGUGUCUUUGAUUAUAUACCAAAGGGACAUUAUAGUGCCUCUGAAGUCUUACUGCUCAAUUCUCUGCCAUUUAGGAGUUGAAUCACUUUUUUGUCUGUCCAUGCAGCCCAAUCCACACCUGGACACACAGCCUGCAUGAAAACAAAAAUGUUGUAACCUACUUUCGAUGUUUUUAUCUCCUCCUCUGUAAAUUGAAUUAAAAUCAUAAAUAGGGGACUUCUACAAAGCUUCUAGCAAGCCUUUAACAGUGCAGGAGAUGGAAAAAAAUUCUAAAUUAAACAGACUGUGCAAUUAAGAAAGUAUAGAAAAUAAAUCUCUCUUUACAGGAAGUGUUUAGGAAAACUGUGGAUGUUACUUGCAGAAAGGUGUGAUUUGGGCUACUGAAAGACAGAGAAUUGAGCAGUGAGACUGCAGGGGCAUAAUCUAUACACCAGAAUUGCUUCAUUAAGCUAAAGUUGUUUUGGUGCCUAUAGUGUCCUUUUACACAUAUAGGGUUGAUUAUCUCAAAAUGAAACUUGCUUCACAAGAUGUCUGAUCUCUCAUCACUUACCACCUCUGACUCUUGCUCCUGCUUGUAAUUCUUAUUCACCUGAAAAGCGUGUACUUACAUGGACUUGAUACAUACUACUCUUCUUCUAAUGUUACAAUGUUUUUACUGUAUGUUGUGCAGUUUAUAUAUUGUUUUCUUUUUGUGUCUUUCCAUAAUCUUGCAGCCGUGCAGCUCAGAACAUCGUGUAUGCCAGCUCCGCACAGAACCAAACCCUGGACUUGUAG